CAGAAUUGAAAACCGCUGAUUGGCCGAGGGCUUCCCUGCCCUGCGAGAAAACUUCCUGUUUCCUCCAAGUGGACUUUGUGUUUCAUUGGGAAAGCACGCCAAAGGAUGCAAGUGUAAUCCAGGAAAAAACACAUCCUAUUGUUUCUUAGGAUCGCACACGGAUCCGUAGCCCGCAUUUCUCAACGGCAGUACGAAGAAACGUACUGUACAGUGAAGCCGUAAGCAUCUGAUUUGGUGCCACCAUGAGUGGGGGAGUGAAUGUGAAGAGUCUUCCACGAGCCCAGCCGGGCUCCAGCAUUCCUCUGCACAGGACAAGACACCCCUCCCCGAAACCUGAGUCCAAGAGCACCAGUAGUGGCCUUCCGAGACCGUCCACACACGUCCCCGUUAGCAACAAAACCUCCUGUAGCAGCAGCCCUACAGCUGUCUCCUCCAGAGAUGUGCUGAGGGACACCACCCUCAGAAACCAGCAUCUGCUACUAAGAGGCAGUCCACCUAGUCAACGUUCUUCCACCCGUCCUCAAACUCAGACCCAAGACUCUAGAUCAGCCCACAGCAGUCCACAAGUUCGACGGAAAGAGUCCCCACUUUUGAGGGGUGCUCUGGAUGGGUCCAAGAGUUUGCUUGACCUUCGGUCCAACGGCAACAAGAACUUCCAGAGUGGAAUCUUUCAUUCUCAGAUGGGAAGAAUGGACAACGAUAACAGUUUGAUCUCAGAAGAACUCAAAUACCAUGAGGAGUGUGCUGCUUCUGGAAGCAGUCACAGCAAGACGGGAAUCCCUUUGUUCAGAUUUAUUAACAAAAACUUGAGGCCUGGUCCAGCAGCCACUAACGUAGAUACGGGUCUCCUCAGAGUCCGUCGAGAGAGAGUGUCCCUGCAGAACAGUGCCUCUAGUAGUUUUUCAGAUGAGGAGAUGUGCACCCCAGAUGACCUCAGCCCGGAGGUCCCACAAAAACCACCCCCCGAGACUACUGCAGUCCCGAAACAGGAAACCUCUAGUGUUGAGAGGCUCAAAGCCAAACAGUCACCGAAGGUCAAUAUGGCUGCUGUGGCACCUUUCAGAUACAGACUGCAGAUUCAGGAAGAUAUAUCUCUGGAUGACUUCAGUGACUGUUCCUCUGACUCAAUAGAAGUCUGCUGUGAUGACCUCAAUACUGGAGGAAUGCUUGGGGGUAGCCCAAGAGGACAAGGAGUAGAUCUGGAGACUGAAGCUGACAAAACGUCCAAAGCCAAGACCCCUCAGGGCCAGGCGGGAGCCAACGGAGUUGGGGGCAUGGCUGCGAAAAGGGGCAAGUCAGGGCUUCCACAGGCUACUCCUCGGGCUGAGCUAAAGGUCUACCGAGCUGGAAACUCUGAGGGUCAUCUUCCAGUGCCUAGUAACCUGCGCAAGCAAAAGUCCUUGACCAAUCUAUGUGUGCUUACGGACGCCGAGAAGAAGAUGCACCCGUACCAGCCCAAGUGGUCGGAUGACAUGGAAAAACCAGGGGCAGGUCAGAACAAGUCAGGCAAGCUCAAAGAUGCCGGAGGGGGCACAGGCAAGGGUAUCCCACUUUCCAAGAACCUUUCCAAGUCAGAGCAUUCACUGUUUCAGGGAAAGCCAAAACCCUUUAGCCCACCUUCCAAACUGGGCAAAGCCAGUCGGAUACCUAAGGGUCCUUAUGCUGAGGUCAAACCCAUCAGCAAGGCUCAAGAGCUGGCAGAUGACGGCAAGUCAGAUGAUGAGAUCUUGUCCAGCAAGGCUAAAGCUAAUGGUAAGAAAACUGUAAGUGGUACCUCAGGAGCAGCCACCCCAGGUGGGGGCAGAGGGGACAAAGGUGCACCAGAACCAGAGGAAGGGGACAAGACCUUUCUAAAGGUGGACCCUGAACUGGUUGUAACGGUACUUGGGGACCUGGAGCAGCUUCUCUUCAGUCAGAUGUUGGAUCCCGAGUCCCAGAGGAAACGUACCGUUCAGAAUGUCCUUGACCUCCGGCAGAACCUGGAAGAUACCAUGUCCAGUUUACGGGGGUCACAGCUCAGCCACAGCUGUAUUGAGAGCAGCAUGUGCUACGACAGCGAUGAGACUAACGCCCGCAGCAUCUCUAGCUUGUCCAACCGUUCCUCCCCUCUCUCCUGGCGCCAAAGCCGGUCCAGCCCUCGGCUGCAGGCUGGUGACGCCCCCUCCUCCGGGGUCUCCACCCACUCGCUGCCCAUCCGAGCAACAACGCAGACCAGCCACCUGCAGCACAUCCAGCUCAUCGAGGGCCUGGACGCCGCGGACGAUGACCUGGCGGACCUCAAGUCUGGUUACCUCAGCGACAGCAACCUGACGGGCAAGAGCCAACCAGAAGAAGAGGAUGACGACGAUGUAGACGUCGAUGAUGACGACCUAGCCAACGGUUGGGAUGAAAGCAGCUCCAUCAGCAGCGGGUUGAGUGACGGUUCAGACAACCUCAGCUCAGAGGAGUUCAACGCAGGCUCCUCCCUCAACUCCCUGCCAACAACUCCCAUUGGCUCCCGACGAAACUCCACCAUCGUGCUGCGCACUGAUGCCGAAAAGCGCUCGCUGGUUGAAAGUGGCCUUUCCUGGUACAGCGAGGAGGGGAAGGCUCAGUGCCGGAACGAGGGAGGAUACAACACGGGCAGCCUUAAGGCGGAGUCGUCCAGCAAGUGGAAAAAAAGCAGAUCUCAGGAUGACACGGGAGUCAAGGGUGAGCUGAGGAAACCGCAGACGCUUGGCCACCCGCCCAGCGGACUGAAGAAGAGCCGUAACCCUCCUGUAGGCGUGACCUCCCCCAUCACGCACACCUCACAGAGCAUGCUCAAAGUGCCAGGAGUUCCAAAGAACGAUCAGCAAGUCGUGGACAAAGCCAAAAUGGCAGUGAAAACAUCAGGCUUACAGCGCUCCAGUUCGGAUGCAGGGAAAGAUCGUGGUGAGCACCGAAAACCCCCUUCCGGUCUUGUCCGUCCCUCCGCCAGCACGGUUAAUUCCUUCGGUUACAAGAAAUCCAUUCCAACUACCGGCACUGCCACUGUACUAACAAAUAGUGGAAGCACCGUCUCCGGAGACUCUGCAAUUGUGAACAAAACUCCUAAAACCUCUGGUAUCCCAGUGAAACCCUCUGCCGGUGGGGUAGGUGGAGGACGAAAGACCAGUCUUGAUGUGUCGAACUGUGAUCAAGGUUUCAUGGCUCCGAACCCACGCAACAACAUCCAGUAUCGUAGUCUCCCGAGACCUGCUAAGUCCAGCACCUUGAGUCUGACGGGAGGACGGCCGGGUGCUCGUCCCUUCAGCAGCAACAUGGACGCUGGUCUGCAGGGCCUAAAAACAGUCCCCGCCCCGUCUAGACUGAAGGAACCAGGCAGUGUGAAGAGCUCCCAUCGGGCCAGUACAGGAGGGUGCACUCCAGUCAACCAGACGGACCGUGAGAAGGAGAAGGCCAAAGCCAAGGCAGUGGCGUCUGAUUCUGAGUGUGGUGGAGGCGGCCUGCUAAAGAACGGCACAUUGACACCAACACAGAGUGCGCUGGAGCCUCCUUCCAAACUACUGGGACUUCGGCAGCCAUCCAGUGUGGGCAAAUAUUCAGAGCUGCCCUCUCCCAACUCUCAGAGGCCCUCCAGUGCCAGAUCUCUGCCAAAACCUGCUCACCUGGACAAGGUCAACUCCAACAGCCUGGACUUUGGGAUAAUCAGCGUGGAGGACCAGCUUCCUCCAAAAGUGCUGCCCUUCUCCAAAUUACAAGAUCUGUCAGGAAUUAGCAGCACAAGCUGUCUGACACCUAGUCCGGCUCCCAUCCUCAACGUCAACUCCUCUGAGUGUUUCUCCAGCGCCACCGUGGGCCGAGGGGGCAGCGCUGGCGGCUCUCCUUCGCUCUACCCCCGCCUCUCUGGGCUGCACCGUAGCAUGGAGUCCUUGUCACUACAGAUGAGCGUGUCUCCUGCAGGGGGCAGCAUGAUGGAGCCCAGGCCCAGACAUGAGGACAGAGGGACGGAUGGUGGCUGGUCGAAAGGAAGCAGAGCCUCACUCACGCUCACGACAGACAGCUCACAAAGGGACAGAAAUACUCUCCCAAAGAAAGGCUUAAGCCAGCACAUCUCCUCGCAGGCUGAGGAGGACAGUAAAGAGAGACGUCACUCGCAAACUAUAGUGAGCCUGACUGAGACCAACAGUCCGCCGCAGUUCCCUUCACCCAUACUGACAGGAAAAACACCACUGACGAGCAUCAUAGCACCCAGCCCCACCUCAGGAACGCCAAGAAUGACCAGAUCCAACAGCAUCCCCACUCACGAGGCCAGUUUUGAGCUGUAUCAGGGCUCUCCUCUGGGCAGCACCCUAUCACUCGCCGAGCGACCCAAGAGCAUGAUCCGAUCCGGCUCCUUCAGAGACAGAGAAGCCUGCGAUGACGUUCAUGGCUCAGUGCUCUCACUGGCGUCUAAUGCCUCCUCCAGCUACUCCUCAGCGGAGGAGAGAAUACAGGGUGAGCAAAUCCGUAAGCUGAGGAGGGAGCUGGAGUCUUCACAGGAGAAGGUGGCCAAUCUGACCUCACAGCUGUCUGCUAAUGCCAACCUGGUGGCAGCGUUUGAGCAGAGUCUGACCCUCAUGACCUCUCGACUCCAGAACCUCUCCUUCGGCGCUGAGCAGAAGGACAGUGAAUUACUGGACCUUAGAGAAACAAUCGACAACCUUAAGACCAAGAACAUGGAGGCGCAGGCCGUCAUCCAUGUGGCACUCAAUAACCCAGAUGUGGCCCCCAAAGAGUUGCGAAUCAGGAGGCAGAACUCAUCCGAGAGCAUCUCUAGUCUGAACAGCAUUACCAGCCACUCCAGUGUGGGCAGCCUGAAAGACGACGCCAAGAAGAAGAAGAAAAAGAACUGGUUACGAAGUUCUUUUGGCAAGGCGUUCAGCAUUAAGAAGGGCGCUAAAGAUGGCUCCAUGUACUCUGAUAUUGAAGAGAUCGCCACUCCAGACUCUUCUGCACCCAACUCACCAAAACUGGGUCAUGAAGAGGGAGAGAACCCGCCCAUUUCCCUCCCAUCCAGCCAAUCAGCCACUCCCUCUGUGAUCCAUGAAAGUAACGAGGAAAACGAGAGUGAUGAGAAGAUGGUGUCAGAGCUGCGGUCUGAGCUGUGGGAGAAAGAGAUGAAACUGACGGACAUCCGGCUAGAAGCGCUGAGCUCAGCACAUCAGCUGGAGCAUCUACGAGAAGCCAUGAACAACAUGCAUAGGAUGGUGGACAGUCUGAAGGCAGAGAACGAUCAGCUGAAAACAGGAAGUGCUCCAUCAUCCCUUGUCCUCCCUUGCGGCCCACCUUCUACUUCCACCUCCCAGCCGUCUGGUCUGGCCAGCUUCCUGAACUCCAACCAAACCAAACCACCCAUGAGCCUCACCAAGUCCUUCAGCCUCAGUCUCAAUGAGUGCUCCAACAUUGACGUUGCUCCUAUGGAGUUACUGAGUCUGCCAUCUCAGAGAGACGAGGCCUUAACGCGUGUGGUGGUCCGUAUAGCUGACAAGCAAGUGUCCAGAGAGCAGGUGAGGCAGCAGGAUUUCUACAUCGGCUCUGUGAGGAUUCAUGGGAAAACGGAGUGGUCUGUGUUAGACACGGACAUCUCCACAGCUUUUGGGAACUACAUUUCGCAGGUGGAUCCCAGUGCGAGUAUGGGACUGUCUGUCGACUCUAUCCACAGUUACAGUAUUAAUCAGAGCAGGAGGGUGCUUGGAGCCGAAGCCCCAGAAAGUUCACCCUGUGACUGUUUAAAAAAGGGUCCUGGACUCGUCACUGUCACCCUUAAAGGUUUUAAGGAGAAGUGUGUGGACAGUCUGGUGUUUGAGACGAUUAUCCCCAAGCCCAUGAUGCAACACUACAUAAGCCUGCUUCUGAAGCACCGACGGCUGGUACUGUCGGGCCCCAGCGGCGCGGGAAAGACCUACCUCACCACCCGACUGGCUGAGUACCUGCUGGAGAGGAGCGGCCGUGACCCCAGCCCUGGCCUUAUCACCACCUUCAACAUGCACCAACAGACCUGCAAGGACCUCCAGUUGUACCUGUCUAAUCUGGCCAAUCAGAUUGACCGCGAUUGUGGUGCUGAGGACAUUCCAUUGGUCAUUAUCGUGGAUGAUAUCAGUGACGCGUCUUCCAUCACUGACCUGGUCAAUAGUGCACUGACCUGCAAAUAUCACAAAUGUCCUUAUGUCAUUGGAACCACCAAUCAGUCUGUUAAGAUGCCAUCCAAUCAUGGCCUGCAUCUCAGCUUCAGAAUGGUCACCUUCUCCAACAACGUGGAGCCUGCAAAUGGGUUCCUAGUGCGUUACUUGCACAGGAAGUUGAUCGAGGCGGAGGAUGAAAGCACUGUUCACAGUGCUGAGGUGCUGAGGGUUCUGGACUGGGUGCCUAAACUCUGGUACCAUCUCCAUACCUUCCUGGAGAAACACAGCACCUCAGACUUCCUCAUAGGUCCCUGCUUCUUCCUGUCUUGUCCAGUAACGUUAGCAGAGUUUCGCUCAUGGUUUAUUGACCUCUGGAACCAGUCCAUUAUUCCUUAUCUUCAGGAGGGAGCUAAGGAUGGUGUGAAGGUCCAUGGUCAGAAAGCAGCAUGGGAGGAUCCAGUGGAGUGGGUGAGGGAUACGCUGCCCUGGCCUUCAGCUCAACAGGACCAGGCCAAACUCUUUCACCUCCCUCCGCCAACCACCGGCCCCAACACUGCUCCAACACAGCAGCCCAGUGACGACAGGAUCACAUCCAACAAGGACACGUCUCUGCCCACAAUGGAGUCCGAUCCACUGAUGGCGAUUCUGUUGAAACUCCAGGAAUCUGCCAACUACAUCGAAUCACCCGAACGGGAUAUUUCAGGCAACCCCACUUUCUAGGCUGAGCUAAAAGACUCGAGAGCUUCCUAAUGGCUAGGGCUGUUACAAAACACUGUUCUGUACAGCUGAUUUGCACCUCAUGUCUCCUUCAAAAGGUUUGUGAGAGUCGAGAAGAGGAACUGUCAAGAACAUCCAUGUCAAGAAGUCUGAAAGAAAAACUAAAGAACUGAUCCUGCCAGAUCUGAGCGAGAAUCUUUUUUGCACUGUUGUCUUAACCAGACCUUCCUUUGCUUAUUUAACCUGCAAGUUGCAUGGCAAUACUUGCAACUGGGGAUUGUGAAGAUUGGAUUAUUGUGAAUAUGAAAUGUUCUUGUCUGUCAUACUGGGAACAAAAUUUGCUCCACAUCUGUUCGAUAUUACUUUUGUUUUGGGUAAUAUCUGACCAUAUGGACCAAAAAUCUAUUUAUUCUUGUUUGCAAAAGUACCGACACUCCAUCCUCAAGAUCAAGUUGCCUGAACCCUGUACACAAAGGUGCGGUUACAUUUAGACCAACACGCAUGGAUGCAAAACGUAACGUACAAGAUGGUGCUUAGAAUUCAGCCUUAAAUGAUGUCCCUCCAUAUAUCAUGAAGUCAGUCCCAUAGCAAUCUGAUUAUUACUCUAUAUUACCUCACAGUUUGCAUAGUGAUGCAGUUUUAAGGUGCAGUAUAUACCCAUAACCAGGUUGCAUUCAUUCCUAUCAAACACACAGACAUCGGACAGAUGUAGACUGUAGAUCUCUGAGAGGAUGCACUUUGAUUCUUAGCUUUCAAUCAAGAGCACUUACUGGUUGUUCAAGGUUCGUUGGUUGUUCGCUUCAAUGGUGAGUUGCAGCAACAAAGCAACCAAAGGUAAUUUGUUUUCAGUGAGAGUUUGAGGCGACAUGAGCGAUAGAUACUGUUGGUGAUUGACAAAGUUCAGUUAUAUGCAAAUGUCUACCAAUGGGAGAACAGAAAAUGAAAAUGAAUAUUGCCUACAAAACUUUAAGGCGGCACUUGGAAAUGAAGCAAAGCUGAGCAUGACUGCAGUAGGGCUCAUGUGAUGCACCGCCUGAUACAGUCGGAGGGCGACCUCAGGCGAUUUAAUCGUGGUCAGUAAUAACAGAGGUGCUGUUACCGGUGCACGAGAACAGUAUGCAACAUCUUACUUUCAGUAAUUAUCUAUGUGCAUCCAGUGCAUUUGACCUUAUCAAGAUAAUCAAAGUCUUUGUUCUCACUGACAUCCCAAACCCACUUGGCUUUGUGCUGUAGCAUUACUGUAGCAACUAAUGUAGGCCCUGUUUCCACCUGGUAUUAACAUGCAUUUCAAAUGCAUCUAAUGUGACCUUUUGUGAUUGGAUUUUGCUGAGUAAUUCCCCUUUUAUUUUGGGAUUCUGCAAUUUGGAUCAUAAUCUCUUGUUUAUGAUGAAAUUGCUUAAGCUUUAGCUUCAGUUCGAGUCACUUGUUUUGUGUGCUAUCUUUCAACAUGUCUCAAAACGAUCAUGUGUUAGUUAAGGGUGGGUGGCGUCUAGGCAUCCAGGACAAAUAGGAAUUUACAUUGUAAAUGUGAUGUGGUCACAUGCAUUUUUGACUACCUCCAUUUGUGGUUUCAGUGAUUCGAUCACAGUUUUAGACCCUGUUUACACCUGUACUUAGUACAGGACACUUGUGAUCGGAUCACCAAAAACACAUGUUAAUACAAGGUGGAAACAGGGCAGUAAAUAUACUGGAUAUUGACUCCACUGCCUGAACAAAUGAAACCAAUUUGAGCUCCUGCCAAAUAAGAUGCAGAUAGAUUGGGUUUGAAAACAGAUCAGGAUUGUUUGCAGUGUGAACAAAGCCAAAAUUGUUUAAACAAUUUAUGUCUGGAGGAGGUUUAGUCAUUUGUGUUUGGCCUUUGUUAUGUCUAGAGGUUCAAUCACAUCAGUGUUCGCUUACAGUUUUACACGCACUUAUGUCCUUUGGUGUUUUGUAUCAAUGUAGCCAGUUUUGGAUUUAACAUUGCAUUUGUUUUUAUUUCUGGUAACUUCAAGUCACAGGACGACCCCAUGUCAGGGUCUUUUACAAACUCUCAAAUCAUUCCAGUAACAAUUGUAACACUGACAGAAUAUAUUGUGAUUCAAUUCACAUAAAAAAAAUAACAAUGGUGGAUUGUAACUCAUGAAUGCGUUUGCUAUUGGCUGAUUACAGGUGCUCCAGAUCUGUAUGUGCAUGAAAGCUUUAACUCUGAGGAACAUUAUAGCUAAAAAAGACGCCAACGGAUGUGUUGGCAACCAGUCUACAAGAGCAAAGUGAUUUUUUUAACCUAAAUUACCAAACUGAAACUGAAUUUCUCAUGUAUAUGUACUAACCGGUUAGUACUAGCACUAUAGCAAUGAAACUGUGCCGUUGUAAUCUCAGAAUGUAAAUUGGAUCAAAACUUAAGUUUGCCAACACACCUAGUGCUCUUGAUGAUGCUUGCCGCCUCUUGUGCUCGUGUUUACGUGUCCUGUUACUGUCAGAUGUAGCUCUCCAAAUGAAUAACCAGAGGAGCAUUUUUUUAAAGGUCUUUUUUUGUACGUGUUUGUUUUUUACUAAAGAAUCCAAGGCUGACAUUUGUAAAUAGAUUUACAAAAAAAUUGCCAAAAAAAAAAAAACAAACAAAAAAGAUCUAGGGUAGAAUAAACAGAGCAAGGUUAAAAUAUCACAACUAUGAAUUGAAUGUGUCUGGUUAGAUAUACAUUACAGCGAGGAUCGCGGUCAUCUCUCAGUUAUCGCCUUUCCUGUAGAGGCAAGUUAACUGCCACAAAGUAACUAGAUCAUGUUGCCUAUGUACAUGUUUCACUAUAAAAGUGUCCUCUGUAUUCUCUUCCGGAUCGUACAAGGUAUUGAAUGGCUUUUACGAUUGAGUUGGCCAUAACAACCCAUUAAAAAACAGUAAAAUUAAGUGCUUUAGCGGUGCUUCAGCUCACACAAGUACCUCAAAAUCUGUCUUAACAGCACAUCGUAUGAUCAUAAACUUCCCUUAACCGCUUAAGGAUAGUUUGGGGCUUUGGGGAAGAUUCCCCAGUGUUUGUCAUGAAAAUGUGCCUAAUAUAAGCCAACUCGUUGGACAUUGCAAUACCUAAACUAUUAUGUUUUGCAAGGGAUUGUUUGCUGUGGAGGAUAAGAAUGCGAGCGAACGUGUUAUCCUUUUUUAUGCUAGCUUAUAAAUAACAUUGAGAUUUGAGCUCGCCGGUAGUCUCGUUUCCAAAUGUCCUGGAAAUCGAGGCUGCUUUGCCAGCUAGCACAAACUAAAGCCAUUUCCCACUGUCUCUCAGAUAUAUUUGCCAUCAUAGUACAGUGUGCUUUAUCAUAUCUGCUGUCUUGCAUAUGAACUGAUACAGUUUGGACAACCUAAAAUGGGUAAUCUAAGUCUUGAUUAAUUUAUUCAAUAAUUUUUUACUGUUUUACGACUAACAAUGCUGAAUGUUCAAGCAGGCACAUUAAUAAUACAAAACCUGUGCUUUAUAAACUCAUGUUUUCCCACUUGUUUUAGAUUAAACGGGUUCAAUAUUGUUUAGUCAAAACAGAUUCAUGAUUUGUCACUAUGCAGCGUUGGAAUAACAUUGUAGAGUUGAGUUGUUAGUACCAAUGACAGAAAACAAUGGUAUAUGUAAUAAGCUAAUGUGCAGGUUUGAUGAUGUUUUAAUGUUGAUGUGUAUCACCAUUGUUUGUCUGGAAAAACACAUUGGACCUACCUGUCCCACUGGGAUUUCAAACAAAAUAUGUUUUUCUUUUUGUUCUUCUUCCUCUUUUUUUCCUGCUUUCUCUUUAAUAAAUCUUUCUAUUUUGUAUAGAACAUUGCAGUUGUAAACAUUGUAAAUAGUAAACUCAUCCGCGACCACAAUCACAGUAAAAUAUGAAAAGAUCCGGCCCUAUCAUGAGACACCUUUUGUUAUUGUUGGUUUUAUUAUUAUUUUUUGCAAACUGUCUGCUGGAAGGGGGUUAUGAAGGCAUGUGCUGAUCUGAGAGAAUUUCUUCCAUCAAAUAUUCACUCACGUUUCCAAUAAACUCGUGCCAUCCCUA
This is a messenger RNA of Sinocyclocheilus anshuiensis, 10850 nucleotides long. RefSeq names its product neuron navigator 1a (gene nav1a). The transcript has 32 exons. Gene Ontology annotation, biological process: microtubule bundle formation; neuron migration; nervous system development. The record is from RefSeq and is a predicted model, not a curated record. Bases 243 to 6845 code for a protein of 2200 amino acids. NCBI's taxonomy places the organism in Eukaryota, Metazoa, Chordata, Actinopteri, Cypriniformes, Cyprinidae. Gene Ontology annotation, molecular function: ATP hydrolysis activity. Gene Ontology annotation, cellular component: axon initial segment; microtubule cytoskeleton.